Messenger RNA from Paraglomus brasilianum, 180 nucleotides. The record is from the annotation of a GenBank genome assembly. Lineage: Eukaryota; Fungi; Glomeromycota; Glomeromycetes; Paraglomerales; Paraglomeraceae.
AUGUGGAAGUGGGGACCAAGCAAGAGAGCUGCUGAAGAUACCGAAAAGAAAGUUGUCAAAAAAACUGAAGCAACUGAAACAACUGAAGAAUCUGCAACAUCUGAUGAAAAGCUGGAAAAACCCAAAGUUAAAUCAUUUGUGAAGAAGUAUGAACAACAGAGAAAAAGGUUUCUUGAUUAA